This is a messenger RNA of Aedes aegypti (yellow fever mosquito), 3986 nucleotides long. RefSeq lists its product as uncharacterized. The record is from RefSeq and is a predicted model, not a curated record. Bases 1118 to 3052 code for a protein of 644 amino acids. NCBI's taxonomy places the organism in Eukaryota, Metazoa, Arthropoda, Insecta, Diptera, Culicidae. The transcript has 5 exons.
UUUCGUGGAGUUGGCACAAGAGAAAGAGCGUGAGAGAGAUUUCAACGGGACCGUAAGAAACGAUCGCUUUGGCCACGGUUCCGAUGGUCUCGGCGCUAUCAGGACCGAUUAUUCCGCAGUAACGUCUUUUCGGAGAAACACGUGCAUGUCGUGUCCCGAAGCACCACUUGGAGAGGAUUAAGGAAGGUGGUGACCGAAAACAAGUGCUCCAAUUUGUGCCGCGCGUCCAUAUGCGUGUGGGAAGUGCAAGGAGAGAGGUGUGUUGAGCGUUGAGGCGCAUUGACAAACGGGUUAGUCUGUGGCCACUACAGCAGGAGGUUGAAAGUAGGCAGUCGUGGAUUUUGUCGGUUUUGGGAUGUAGUGUGACAAGUUCAAGUUCAUGUCGUUAAACGGUGUUGAAGACGAGUUACACAUUACCGCAGCGGUCUAGUUCUGGAAAGAGGGAGAGUUGGCAAGAAUUUCAGCGCCGUCACGGGAGAACCCAAGAAUUGCAGCUGUGAGUGAGAAACCGUAAACUUACCUACUUUUUUCUGUCCUAUGUGUAAUGUAAAGAUAGUGCACUUCGAGGAACAGCAGCAGAGCAAGUGAAGCGAAGAAAAGGAACAGCGCCGCAGCGGGCUACGAACGGAAUAAAGGAUAAUUGGAUUUAAUAAAUCAUCGUUCAUUGGAUUCCCAAGUUUUCCCCAAAUCCAGGAAUACGAGUUUUGAUCGAAGUUAUUUUUUUCAGUUUCGGGGUUCAUAUAUUGGUGUUUUGUUGUUCGCCAGACAUUUGAUACGCCGCCUUACGGUUUCCUGUAACAAAAGUGAAUUUUGAGUUCAGAGGUUCGUCGCUUUAUCGGCUCGAAAGGCCAAAACGUUUCACCGAAACGUGUGAUCGGGAAUAUAUCCAGCUGCAAACUUCAUGGUGCUAUUUACUGAUACGCCUCAGUAGUGUGGUGAAGUGAUCGCCGUAAGGUACAGCAAGUGCAAGGAAUUUUUUCGUACCAAAAAGAGAAGAUAUUGCCCGGUGCAGGUGCUUGGCUUGACCAAAGGAGAUACGUGGGCUGUGCGUUGACCUAUAAGGCAACAAGUGGAAUUUCGGAUCUUUUCUGUACAGAGACGGCGAUAAGCUCCCACAAUGAGGAGCUUAAGGUGGGCUCCUGGUGAGCUGCGGGACUUCCUACGGAUAUACCUGGUGCUGAGUGUGUUUCUGUUUCACGUGGCGUCGCCCGCAAACGAAAUAUGGCCGGUAGAACGACCGGACGGUAUGCCACAGAUUACCGCCUUGGAAGUCAUGUGCGGCAAGGAUCACAUGGAUGUACAUUUGUCGUUUUCGGCUCCAUUUGAAGGCAUCGUCAGCUCAAAGGGUCAACACAGCGACCCUCGCUGCAUCUACGUUCCACCGUCGACCGGUAAGACGUUUUUCACGUUCCGGAUUUCGUACUCCCGGUGCGGUACUAAGCCCGACCUGAACGGCCAGUUCUACGAAAACACCGUCGUCGUACAGUACGACAAAGAUCUUCUGGAAGUAUGGGACGAAGCCAAGCGGCUUCGUUGCGAGUGGUUCAACGAUUACGAAAAGACGGCUUCCAAGCCCCCAAUGGUCAUUGCCGAUUUGGAUGUAAUCCAGCUCGAUUUCCGAGGUGACAACGUGGAUUGUUGGAUGGAAAUUCAGCAGGGCAAGGGUCCAUGGGCUCCGGCUGUCAGUGGGAUCGUACCGCUGGGAUCCACGAUGACGUUGGUCGUGGCGAUCAACGACUUCCGUGGAGAGUUCGACAUGCGAGUCAAGUCCUGCGUGGCUUCUGAUGGAGCUGGACACGUAAUCAAGCUCAGCGAUGAAUACGGAUGCGUCCUUCGACCGAAGAUGAUCUCACGAUUCCUAAAAGCUCGUGCCCCUGAUGAUAAGGCCUCGGUGAUCACGUACGCUUUCUUCCAUGCAUUCAAGUUCCCUGAUGCGCUGAGUGUGCACAUCAAAUGUAAGGUCGAGAUUUGUCGCCAUGGUUGCUUGGAUCAUUGCCAGCAUAGCGGAACAGCCGGUGGACCUGGAAAACUACACAGCCUACUUGAUCGCAAAGACACUCUGGACAGCCACCAGAACACUAAUGAUAUUCUGCAAGGAUCAGAUGAAGAGGAAGCUGCGUCGAGCAACCAGGACGUAUUCUACGACGACAUCAUCCACACCGACAAGAAUGCAAAUCAACCACCACCACCGCCACCUCCAGGUCCCAAGAAGCCAAUCCUGCCCCCAAUCCAGAAAAAGAAGGACAGUGGAUAUCUGCAGUACCACCACCACAACCGAGAUCCACUUGACGAGCUGGAACAACUGUUCCUCAACGACCACUCGAUGAUGCCAGCUGAGAUGCUCAAGAAGCAACCACCACCACCACCGGCUCCACAAAUGCAACACCAGCCACAUCCACAGUCUCUUCAGCAGAAACAGCUGCACAAGUCAACUCCUGAAGAUGAGAAGUUCCCACAUGGACCACGGCAGAUGGACGCUGAAAAACGAAUGGGACUCCCGGCCGUCGCAGGACCUCGCUCUCUGAACUUGGACGCUGAAGAUGUACGAAAUCCAGUUUACGUCAACGAAGUACCGAAGAAACGCGUUCGACGAUCGAUCAAGAUCACCGAUCGGAAAAUCCGCUCAACAGACGUUGGUGUCAGCGGUAUCUACGAUGUCAUUUCCGAAGCCGAUUUGGCAUUCAACCCAGACGGUAAACAGGAAGCCGUUACCGUCUUUCAGGGAAAAAUAACCGAGGAGGUUGUCUACGGCAUCUGCAUGCCCGUGCCAGGCUUCAGCAUCCUGUUCAUUUUGGUAAUUUCUGCAACGAUCAUCUCAGCUCUGAUCGCAGGAUCGCUGCUCUACCGGUAUCAACUUCAGAAGGAGAUCAUGGCCCAGCAGGCCAGUGGAGUCACCCCUAACCACCUGCCACCGAACAACUUCGCCACCUGGAUGACGCUGAGACUGUUCCGAUCGCGACAGCACCACGCAGCGGCGGCAGCGGCCGCAGCAGCCUCCAUGGCCGCUAACGGAGUUCGUGCCUCCAUGGAUGUCACCACAACGGCUCAAUGAGUCGUUACUUCUAUUCCGUAAAAAACAAUUAAAGUUCUAUCAGUAGAACAGCGGAACCCAUCUCUAUUUAUCAAGUCGAAAACGAAUCUACAUUAUUUCCACUAAAUGAAUCAUUCUUUUUCGGGUUUAUUGCAAUAUUUAUUUUACUUUAAAAACCAAUAAUCGACGAAGAGGAACGUACACUCUCAUAACCCACACAAUUCACUCACACAACUCUAGCUUGUAAGCCACGACAACGAUGACGAAGAAUAGUUAGCGAUACGAAAAAAAUCAGAACAACUAUCGACAUGUUUUUCUCUAUUGCUUUCGUUUCCCACUAGGGAAAACAAUGCUCAAAACGUCAAAACAAACCCCAUAAUUUAUGCAUUCCGCUAGACGCAAAAAAAAUCGGAAUCAAUGACACUGUGGAAUGCUCUGCUGCCGAAUCGUUAUUUGUAAGCGAUUGGCUUUGUUCCAGCAAGCAAAAACAAAGAUUACUCUAAUGAAAUGAAAAAAAAAGUAUAGUGAACAACUAUGGUAGACUUUAAUUUAUUGCAAAAAAAAAAAUAGUAGGAUUAAACCAAUCGAAAACUUGUUGACAGAAUGCCAGCAGAUAAACAAUGCUCAAUUGAUAAUUUUAAUGAAGAGGAAAAGUCUUUUGAAUUCAGAAAUGAUAAAAAGAAAAAGAAAAAAGGAAACAAAUCGUAAGUUAUUUAAUUUAUUUAAAACACUUCGUUUGUUCCACUAGUUGAUCGAUCUGCUCCGGUAGGUGUGGAUCUUAUGGAAACACGUGCCCACCGAGGUUAUCAACUACUGGAACAAUCCCUUGCAGUUGAGGUUAAGUGCUGCGUAUUGUUUAGAAGAUGAUAUAUUGGAGAGGAGCGAUACCUAGUUAAAUAGCAAAGCAACUCUGUUAUCAAUAGUUGAAACAAAUCACAGUAUUGUAUAAAAAUAA